AUGAGUGAAGAAGUCUCGCAUGAGACGGCCACGGAGUCCACGACGACGGACAAACCAUGGGAAACGGAGAAAGGUAUUCGUAAGAUGGCAGACUUGCUGCGAGGACGCAAGGGUAUGCCCUCCCGUCAUGCUGUAGAGCUUGGUAAACGUGUGGAGUAUUUCCGUGGUGAUCGUCUGGCCACGUUCCUGCUUGCCAGCUCCAUGGCGAAGAAAUACUUUCCAGAGCUCAAGACCAAGGAAGAUGUUGACUCUGUGGGCCAUGCACUGGUGCAAAACAGCUACAUUCAUCGCUCUGAGCGUGAUGCAAAGAACAAGAAAUUGCUGAAACCGACGCCCGAUCAGGACUUUUCUCCUGAUGGCUACUACACGUGGAUGUACGAAGGUUCCAAGACUCUGAGAAACAUUAUGACGGCGCUACUGAUCAUUGGGUUUUUGAUAAUCACGUGCUUCCCUAUUUGGCCACAAUGGGCUAAGGUAGCGCUGUGGUAUAUGUCGGUUACCUUCCUUAUCUUCGUUGCUAUCUUCGUGGUGGUCCGUCUCUUCAUCUUCUUCAUGCUCUGGAUGAUUGGUUACGAGUACUGGCUACUGCCCAACAUCUUUGAUGAUAACCUCUCGGUUGCAGACUCGUUUGUACCUCUCUACUCGCUGCGCUCGACGGACCCAUCCGAGCGUAUUUACCGCAUUAUUGGACUUGUUGCUUUCACAUGCUUUUCGGUGUGGGUGAUGAACCAGCCGACGGACUUCGAUGAGUAUAUGGAGCUGACAAAGCAGUUCACGGACGAUAUUUACAGUGGCAAGCUCCUGAGCGAUAUGUCACAGAAAGAUCAGGAUAACAUUGACGCCGUGAAGGUGCCGGACCUCGAGGAUCUUCUCAAGGACGAUGAUGAAGACGAGGAGGACCAGGACGCUAAGUUUGCUAAGAUCUUAGACGAGGAGGAAGACGAGCACUCGAAAUCGGAAGCGACGGAGGAUGAUGAUGACGAAGUGGUAGACAGGGAUUUGUAG
This is a messenger RNA of Peronospora farinosa, 1005 nucleotides long. The record is from the annotation of a GenBank genome assembly. Lineage: Eukaryota; Oomycota; Peronosporomycetes; Peronosporales; Peronosporaceae.